This is a messenger RNA of Malaya genurostris, 1829 nucleotides long. RefSeq lists its product as uncharacterized. NCBI's taxonomy places the organism in Eukaryota, Metazoa, Arthropoda, Insecta, Diptera, Culicidae. The record is from RefSeq and is a predicted model, not a curated record. The coding region runs from base 322 to 1344 and encodes 340 amino acids. The transcript is spliced from 4 exons.
AAUACAUCCUGCUGUCAUGUACUGAUUACAUAUACGUUUGUGCCGAUUUCUGUUAAUUUCCGCGAAAGUCUGUUAAAGUGAAAUAUCGGGUAAAGAAUUUAUGAUUUUUGUUCCUCAAUUUUUGGAGAUAUGAACAUCCGAGUAAGUAUUUGUUUUUCUGUUAAUGGGAAGUAAGUACAGGAACGAAUCGUGUUUUGGUUUGAGUUUGCUUCAGUUGAAGUUGAAUCCUAUGCGUAGAAUUCCCUCCCUUCUAGACAUAGUGACCUGUAGUGAACAGCACGACACACGGUAGUAUAACACAUCCGAUAGAAUAGUACGAUUAUGAUUUGGAGCAUCUCAAAAGUCACUAACAAGCGAGAUUUUUGUUCCAUUUUCUUUUCCGUUGUUCAAUUUUGGUCAGAACAAGACGGUGAGCGUAUGGCACCUACUCAUAGUUUGUCAUCAUAUGCAGGAUAUCAUACGCCCAUCGAGGAUGAAAUUGCGGGAGGUUCCAUGAUUAUCGAGGGCGAGGGAAUAUCGGAUAUUCCUUCCGAUAAUGGAGGACUGGCUAUUGGUAGGGGAUCUUAUCACACACAGGCACCCUCACCAAGCUCGGCACUGAUGACUGUUUCACUGGAUGCUUAUUUGGAUCCGCAGCGUAUGUCAUUCGAAUCACCAAAUGAGUUGUUAGCAAGAGUGUGCAGUCCAGAUGAUACAUUUCCAGUGUUUUCGCCACCACCGUGCGAGAAGGAACAACCGGCUCUGGUGAUUCAUAAUGCGAACACUUUAUUACAUCCCAAUAAAACCGCAAUGCAAACUCGUCAGCAUCGCCGGCAAUCUAGCUUGAAUGCUGUAUCUUGGCCUAACCCAAACGAACUCACUAUUAGCCCGAGGCAGCGUCGACUCUCUAAUAAUCUUACUCCGGGAGAAGAUAAUGUAGAUCAGGCACCAUCACCCCGUUCACCGCGAUCGCCUCGCGCGAGUAUGCGCCACCAGCACCGUCGUCAGUCCAGUAUGGGUACUUCGGUGGCACCGGAAGAACUAACUGUUGAUCCUAGUCGCAGACGGUCGAGUUUUCUGGUUUCCCUCUUCGUAGACGAUGAUGCCACUCGGUAUGAUGAUUUGACUACCAUGGGAGGAACCAGAAAACGAUCUCGCGCCCGUAGCUUCUGGGGUCCUGUUGGGGAGGCCGGUUUUCGGGAUUCAAUUCGUUCGGCAACGUCUCGUUCACCAGUUUCGCAUCACGAGUGUAAUUAUGAUCGAAUCGAUCUAUUUAUCGAUGUUUCUCGCUUUCAAUUCAGGAAAAAAAAUGUCCCUUCCCUCAUGUCGGCUUGUUGUAAAUAUGCGCUGUUGGUUGACAGAUAAUCGGUUGGUGUUAUGUGCUACGAAGUUACGUUUUCUAACCAGUUUUAGUUUCAAUUUCGAAUACCCACCGAUUAUCGAUUGUGUAGAUACUUUAUUCGAUAACCCCAACUCAUUAAACUCCAAUACGUUAUCAUUACGGAUUUUCCCAGGAGUGGUACGUAAUAGGUUUGUAAAUAACAAAGGGACAGAAAUAAAGCUAAUAUUUCCAAACAAAACGUUCGUUUAUGUUGAGAGUUAAAAAUUAGCUGUUUCAGAUAUACAGGAGAGUUUAUUUCCGAAAAUCCUUGCACUUCACCAGUUACAGCACGCCAAACUCGCGGAGCGUAGCUUAUUCACUACACCAAUUGCUGCGUUUCUAAUCACAACGAGUACAAAAUGCUUUUUGCUUUUAUUUACCAACACCAAUUUAAUCACUACUGAUUUUACUAAUUGUUAUCUUACACUAAAUUUUGUUUGCUCAACGCUCUGAAAUUGUGUGCCUUAUU